GUUUAGAUGUUUUGGAACAUCUCUCAUUUCUUUCAUUUAGUUAGUACAUAUUUGGUAGUCGAACUAGAACUAUUCGAUUUUAUUUCUCCAGUUCUUAUUUUUUUGUUUUUAAAUAUUCUCUCAAAGUAUUCAACUUAUAGCGCAGUACAUCAUGGACGACAAGAAUAUUUCAAAUUUUGAACCUCCGAAAGACAAAGACAGUGAGCCAUUAAAAAGCGAUUCCCUACCAAAAAUUGAGCAUCUAUUCAAAGACUUUGGAUGUAUGAUGAAUGAUGAAAUUAAACCAAAAUUAGUUACAAAUGUGACAAUACCAAAUACAGAGCAUACAGAGGCGCCGAGUGCCAAACAAAUGGAUAUAACGGAAUGGUCUCGUCAACAAUCCAAUGACAAGGAUGAACAAGGAUGCAUUCAUUAUUUUAGACUAUCCGAUAUGGAGAUGCCUUGCCAAGCAACCAACGAGACCGAUUUUGAUCCAAGCAAUUCCAUUUUGCCCGAAAGUAGUCAACAGACUUCAUUGCUAUUGGCUAAUAAAAGCGCUGGCUCUUGGUUUAUACAAGGAUUUAUGGGCAUACCAGUUCAAAAUUUGAAAUAUAAAUCUAAAUUCGGUGACAAGAAAAAAUUACCAAGACCCGAAGAAACUUUUUAUAUGGAUGCAAGAAUAGUUAUGGCACCACUUUCAAAAUCAAUUGGGCGGAUGUUGGCCAAAACUUUGAUGGGAAUUGUAAAUACCUUUACAAGAAAUCCCCAUGAUAGCACAACUGAAAGAACCGUUCAAUCAAAAACCUGGUUGGAGGAGAUAGUUUUGGAAAUUGAAUCUAAACGAUAUAAUAACUUUUUGGAAAUUAAUGAAGAGCUAAUUGAAGUUUCUCAGAGUGACGAACACAUUGAAAAAAUUGAAUCAAAAACCUUUUUAGACAACAUAAUUUUACAAAUUGACUCUAAACGAUAUAAUCCCUUAUUAGAGAUUGAUGAAGAGAUAAUUAACGAUUCUCAGAGUGAAAAACACAUAUCUUCAGAUAAUAGUAACAUAGAAGACGAUUCUAAAAUCUUAAUGAAAGAUCAGCUUUUCGAAAUUGAUUCAAGUGGUUAUAAUUCUUUUUUAGAAAUUGAUGAAGAGAUAAUUAAGGAGUCUCAGAGUGAAGAACACGUAUCUUCAGAUAAUAGUAACAUAAAAGAAACCGAUUCUAAAAUCUUAGUGAAUGAUCAGCUUGUCAAAAUUGAUUCAAGUGGUUAUAAUUCUUUAUUCAAAAUUGAUGAAGAGAAUUCAUCCAGUAAUAUUAUUUAUUUAAAAAAACAAGAUGUGGCUGAAAACGGCAAAGAUAAUAAACAGCCAGAUAUUCCUCAAAUAGUGGUAAAAGUAUACCAAAUCUAUGAGAUUGUUGAUCCCAGGAAUAUAGUUAAAUCAGGCAUAAAGAUUUUUAGUGAACCCACAAAAAUUGAUUAUUUGGAAAAUUUCAAGGACUGGAAACGUUAUGGCGAGGGUGAAAUUCAAAUUUGGCAAAAACAUGAACCCAUUGCUAGCUACUACAUGCUCCUCUGGGAUAACGCGAGCUUCGAAUUGUUGAUUCAUAUGAAACUGGAUGCCAAUUGGAAAAUUGAAUAUUUCGGCAAUAGCAGCGACACUUGCCGCUGGAUGAACUUAAACUAUGCGAAUGCUCCAAAGGGUAAACUAGAACAAUUGCGCUGUCGUUUCCCAGAGUCCAAUACAGCAGAGCAAUUCCUGUUGCUGGUGGGCGAUUGUGUCGAAAAAUUGUGUGCUGGAUUUGGCCCGAAAACGAAGUAGUAAUUUUUAUUCCUCUUUACUCAAUUUAUUUGUUAACAGAAAACGAAACGAAAGCGGUGGCGGCUUUACCAACCCCAUCUAUUUGUGUGUAUUGAAAUAAUGAAAUAGAAAUAGAAAUUUUUGUGGUAACUCAAA
This is a messenger RNA of Drosophila willistoni, 1918 nucleotides long. RefSeq lists its product as uncharacterized. Gene Ontology annotation, biological process: intracellular transport. Bases 152 to 1783 code for a protein of 543 amino acids. The record is from RefSeq and is a predicted model, not a curated record. NCBI's taxonomy places the organism in Eukaryota, Metazoa, Arthropoda, Insecta, Diptera, Drosophilidae. The transcript has 3 exons.